UUUGCAAAAUGUUCGCAUUUCCGGUUGAAAAGAAAAGUAGAAAUCCUAGUUCUUGCUGUCAAGUUUGACUCAAUAAUGCCAAAGAUACCAGAUAGAUGGGAAAAUUACAGCAACAUGGGAAAGGUGAUUCCCGACACUCGAUUCAUCACCUUUAAAGUCCCACUGUCUGAGCACCUGAACAGGGGUCAACCAGAAGAAAUGUGGUUCACGCCCGCCAUCCUGUUGGAGCAGACAAGGGCAGACGGACAGCAACUGGGUCUCAUUAUUGAUCUGACGUUCACUACACGCUAUUACCAGCCUCAGGAAUUUGUGAAUAAAGGCGUACAGUAUGAGAAAAUCUUCGUCCCUGGACAUAUAAUUCCUGCCAAGAAGAUCAUUAAAAAGUUCUUCACUGCUGUGGACAAUUUUCUUGAAAAAUCUGAUAAAGACCAUCUGAUUGGCGUACACUGCACCCAUGGAGUGAACCGCACUGGAUACAUUGUAUGCAGGUACAUGAUAGAGAGACUCGGGAUAGCACCAGAGAAAGCAUUAGAAGCAUAUGCUACAGCGCGAGGUUAUCCAGUGGAAAGACAGAACUACAUAGAUGACCUUCACACCCGAUCUUACUUGGAAAACUAUGGAGAGGGAAAUGAUGAUGACAAUGAUAAUGAUGAUGAAGAGGAGGAGGUUCCCAAACAACACAAUAGCAAAACCAAACAUGUUGGAAAUCACAGAAAUAAUAGUGAUCAACGGAUAUUUAAUGGUGAUAAGAAAGGUCCUGGCUCAUCCACUUCAAGUGAUUCAAAUAGGCAUAAAAAUCAUCCACAUCCACAUCGAGGUGCACAGGAUUCUAGAGGUCAUAGGUCAAGGCCGUAUCAGCACAAAAAUAACACUCGAGGUCAUAUGAAUUCGUACAACAAUCCCGGUCACCAAGGUGACCCUUGGGGGUCAGGGGCCUCAGGUUGGGGUCAACCUGCCUUCAUGGAUAGUAGACAGGGCUAUGGUUACCAAGGUGAUCAAAAUUCCUGGCAUGGUAACCAAGAACAGAAUAAUCAACAAAAUGUACAACACAGAGGACAGGGACCGAAUGACAGUUAUCAACAACGAGGGUACCAGGCUUACGAUGACCAGCCUGGCUGGGGAGGAUGGCAAGGGUCUGGUGGUAGAGGUCGAGGUUAUGGGGGUCAGGGAUACGGAAGUGGUUAUAAUUCACAUUAUGAUCAAGGGUCAGGUGGUAGAGGUCAAGGUUAUAGAGGUCGGGGAAACAGAGGUGGUUAUAAUUCACAUUAUGAUCAAGGGUCAGGUGGUAGAGGUCAAGGUUAUAGGGGUCGGGGAAACCGAGGUGGUUAUAAUUCACAUUAUGAUCAAGGGUCAGGUGGUAGAGGUCAAGGUUAUAGGGGUCGGGGAAACAGAGGUGGUUAUAAUUCACAUAAUGGGCAAGACAAAAGAUAAAGUCUUUGUUAUAUAAAUAUACAUGUUUGUGUGUAUUCUUUUGGGUGAUUGCAUUGCUUUCAUUGAUAUUUUAAUUGCUGAAACAGACUUAUUCUGAUUAGUUUUUGUUAUAUCUUCAUUUAAAGUUUUAGUUAUGUAAAGUCCUUUUUGUGUUAAGAAAACAAUUAAUACAUCAUACAUAUAUCAUGCUUUUUCACCCCUUUUUGUGAAUGGGGCCUGGGCCCUUUGAAUGGGAAACUUGUGACUCUAAAUUGUGAAAAAGUCAAUUUUUAAAUACCAACAAUGACAAUAUAAAAAUGGCUUGUACCAUCCUCACUGUUACUUCAGUGUUUACAUACCAAAUUUACAGAAGUCCAUUAACAAAAUGAUGGAGUUCAAGGAAGACUUGUGAUUUUUUUCUACCAAAUUUUUGAAAAGCAUUAAUUUGGUCCUUUUUGACUUGUCAAUUGGGUCCAAUUUGAAAUACUACAAUUAUUUUAGCCCAAUUUAGAAUAUCAAGGUUGUAUAUUUUAGCUUAAUUUUACAAAGCAGAAUAUUCCUCAAAGCACACAUGUUGUUAAGGUGAAGGACUUGUUCUUGGCUAACAAAAAUAAUUAUGUGGUUUUAGUUACAGAUUCUGUUUUUAGGCCCAGACCAUAAUGAUUAUUUUGGUGAUAAAAUAAAUAGCAAACAUUAAUUAUAAUAUAAACAAUGUGGUACUAAUAUUUGAAGGUGAUUCAGUUUAUUUGUAUUUUGUCAAGUUCUAGGCAACAUUAAUUGUGUCAUGUGUUUGUAUGUAAACAAACAAGAAUGCUCGCUCAUCAACAUGCCAAAGAGAGUGACUUGGUAUAAGGUGUCAUAAUUUUGUUCACAAUCUUUGUGUGUAAUAUAUAGAAUGUUAAAACUAUUAAAACAUCUAUGUACAUAUUUAAUUCACUAAAAGAUUUUCUAAAAUUAUAUGUUUCCUUACCUACCAAGCCAAUUUUUGUCAGCAUGUAACUGUAUCCAUAAUAUUAAUUUGUUUUGGCCUUACAUCAAUUUCAUUCUGGUCAAAGGUUUUAAUCAUUUUUGCCAGGAAUAUAUUUUUAAAUUUUAACAAUAGAUUGUUAUUAUUGACCAUUGGCAUACUUCUUUGCAUUGAUACAUGUACAUGAUUUUCUUGUAUUCUGAGAUUUUGACAGUGUAUAAGCUACAUUUAAAAAUAGAUUUUUUUUCUCUUCUUGACACUUAAAUGAGUUUCUUACUUUUAGACUUGUCCCAAUGUUGAGCACUGCACAUGCUUUUCCAAGUUUUGGACAGUGUUCAGCCUACAGUUAGAAAAUGAAGAGGGGUAUGGUUAUGUAUGGUAAAGAAUGUUUACAUAAGGAACAAGAGUUGUGUAAAAAAUCAAGAACAACCUACUUCAGUUCUGUUUCACAACUACUUAAGUCUUAGAAUUGUGUAAUAUUUUCUAUUUUGGAGGUGUGUUUUUUACUGCACAUAAAAAAGUGUUUAUUGAAGUUAUCCGUCUGAUAAUCUGAAAAUAAGUCUGUAUUGUGUAUCAUAAUCAGGUUAAAAUAAGAGAUCUUGCUAUACAAAAUAACCUAACUAAAUAAGUCUGUUAGGCUUAGUAAGUUUUGAGAAAUCAGAGCAAGGCAACUAGAAGCCCUUUUAAGUGUGAUUUGUAGGAAAACUAUGUUAGUGCAUUGUAAUAUAGCUUGAUUUAAAUGCAUUAUAAAUAGCAAAUAUUCUAAUAGUUUCAAAAAGUCAUUAUAUGAAAUUAUAAUUCUGCACUUAACUAAUAAAUGCCUAGAACUCAAGUUUCAAAAAGAGUGGUGAGGGGAAUGGCACCCUCUCCCCUAGAUUUCAACCUUGCUGGAACAUUGUUGGAAUGUCAUUUUAUGGCAGCUUUAUUCAUAACACGUAUACAUCACGGCCCAUUUUAGCUUAUUUUAAUAAAAGUGGUUUGUUGAUUGUCUUUAAACUGUUUGAUAUACCUAUUGUACACCUUUAGAAGGUCAGUUUGGUCCUUUUUGGUAUUAAGUAAUAAAGAUUUCAAAAAUGAAAAGGCACUGAUUUAGAUUUUGUGUAUUACCGAUAUGUCUCGAAGAGUAUUUUGUUCAAUGAAUAUAUAUGUGUCUGCCUUACCCUAAUUAGUAUUCAUCAUAAUAUUGUCAACUGUUCUAUGCCUUGUCAUUUUCAUACCCAUUGAUACCCAUUGUUAGGAAAGCUGAAGGUGAUAUAAACAUCAUGUUUUUAAAUAUCUCAUUUAAUGCAUUGAAUUGUAAAAUUUUAUUUAUGUUGGUGAUGAAUUUGUGUUUUUAAAAAAGGUAUGUUUAGUUUGUUAUAAAUAAAGUAAUAGAUGCAUAAAA
Molecule: messenger RNA, 3761 nt
Organism: Mya arenaria
Lineage: Eukaryota; Metazoa; Mollusca; Bivalvia; Myida; Myidae
Product: mRNA-capping enzyme-like
Exons: 9
Coding region: 76-1431 (451 amino acids)
Biological process (GO): protein dephosphorylation
Molecular function (GO): polynucleotide 5'-phosphatase activity; protein tyrosine/serine/threonine phosphatase activity
Source: RefSeq, a predicted model, not a curated record